CACCCAGACAGGUGGCGAAGGCAGAGGUGAUCUACUGUCCCUGCCAUACAGCCUGGUCGAGGGUCAGGACUACAAAUGUGAGAACUCAGCCCUCCUCUCCAGUGCCAGGAACAGUCCACAAGACUCAGUUUCGACAAGCCUGGCUGCCAGCAAAGCUGAGGAAACUGCUCAAAGAACUCAUGCCAGUGGGACUUACAGCUUCCUUGAUCGGGCUCAGCAUUCAGAUAUCAAAGCAGACUGCAAUACCUGUGUGGAAAUAGAGGACAGAAAGGCUUCAAGACAACAGAUGAAUUGUGAAAGAGAGCAACUAAGGGGUAAUCAGGAAGCAGCAGCUGCCCCGGACACCAUGGCUCAGCCUUACGCUUCGGCCCAGUUUGCCCCCCCCCAGAACGGCAUCCCCGCGGAAUACACGGCCCCUCAUCCCCACCCCGCACCAGAGUACACGGGCCAGACCACCGUACCGGAGCACACGUUAAACCUGUAUCCUCCCGCCCAGACGCACUCCGAGCAGAGCGCCGCGGACACGAGCGCGCAGACCGUGUCCGGCACUGCCACACAGACAGAUGACGCAGCACCGACGGAUGGCCAGCCCCAGACACAACCUUCUGAAAACUCAGAAAACAAGUCCCAGCCCAAACGGCUGCAUGUCUCCAACAUCCCCUUCCGGUUCCGAGAUCCGGACCUCCGACAAAUGUUUGGCCAAUUUGGUAAAAUCUUAGAUGUUGAAAUUAUUUUUAAUGAGCGAGGCUCAAAGGGAUUUGGUUUCGUAACUUUCGAAAAUAGUGCCGAUGCGGACAGGGCGAGGGAGAAAUUACACGGCACCGUGGUAGAGGGCCGUAAAAUCGAGGUAAAUAAUGCCACAGCACGUGUAAUGACAAAUAAAAAGACUGUCAACCCUUAUACAAAUGGCUGGAAAUUGAAUCCAGUUGUGGGUGCGGUCUACAGCCCCGAAUUCUAUGCAGGUACGGUGCUGUUGUGCCAGGCAAACCAGGAGGGAUCUUCCAUGUACAGUGCCCCCAGUUCACUUGUAUAUACUUCCGCAAUGCCCGGCUUCCCGUAUCCAGCCGCCACCGCCGCGGCCGCCUACCGAGGGGCGCACCUGCGAGGCCGCGGCCGCACCGUGUACAACACCUUCCGGGCCGCGGCGCCCCCGCCCCCGAUCCCGGCCUAUGGCGGUGUUGUUUACCAGGAUGGAUUUUAUGGUGCAGACAUUUAUGGUGGUUACGCUGCAUACCGCUACGCCCAGCCUACCCCUGCCACUGCCGCUGCCUACAGUGACAGUUACGGACGAGUUUAUGCUGCCGACCCCUACCACCACACACUUGCUCCAGCCCCCACCUACAGCGUUGGUGCCAUGAAUGCUUUUGCACCCCUGACUGAUGCCAAGACUAGGAGCCAUGCUGAUGAUGUGGGUCUCGUUCUUUCUUCAUUGCAGGCUAGUAUAUACCGAGGGGGAUACAACCGCUUUGCUCCAUACUAAAUGACAAAACCAUUAAAACCUUCCAGUGUGGGGAGAAAGGAAGCUUUCCGAGGCCUGGGUGUUGCAAUACAUGCAGUAACGCAUCAUUUUAGCAGCCCUAAAGAUUUAAAAAAAAAAAAAAAAAAAGAGGGAAAAAAUUACAUUUUUUAUCUUAUACCUCAGAUAUUUUGUUCUGUGUAUUUUAAUAUUGUGGGUCUUUAAUUUCUGAAGGUUCCGUAGUUGGUUGCUGGCUGUAGGAGUUUUUCUGUGGUUGAAAUAGAGAGAUGCUAGCUAUGAAUUAAAACUGGAUUAGGGCCAUAUCCAGAGUGCUAUAUCAUGUAAAUGAAUUAUAUAUGCUGAAUAUCAAGCUACUGGGGUUAUCAGCUGUUUGGGAAGAGUGUAAGUGACUACAGUAGUCAUUUUUUUUUU
Messenger RNA from Prionailurus viverrinus (fishing cat), 1888 nucleotides. It is a transcript of the gene RBFOX1, whose product is annotated as RNA binding fox-1 homolog 1. The record is from RefSeq and is a predicted model, not a curated record. NCBI's taxonomy places the organism in Eukaryota, Metazoa, Chordata, Mammalia, Carnivora, Felidae. The transcript has 19 exons. Gene Ontology annotation, biological process: nervous system development; regulation of alternative mRNA splicing, via spliceosome. Gene Ontology annotation, cellular component: cytoplasm; nucleus. Gene Ontology annotation, molecular function: mRNA binding. Bases 287 to 1480 code for a protein of 397 amino acids.